Molecule: messenger RNA, 2122 nt
Organism: Musa acuminata AAA Group (dessert banana)
Lineage: Eukaryota; Viridiplantae; Streptophyta; Magnoliopsida; Zingiberales; Musaceae
Product: protein RGF1 INDUCIBLE TRANSCRIPTION FACTOR 1-like
Exons: 5
Coding region: 1116-1883 (255 amino acids)
Molecular function (GO): zinc ion binding
Source: RefSeq, a predicted model, not a curated record
GUCCGACUGCCAGUAGACAAACAGAGAAAGAUAGGAGGAGACAACUUGGCGGAGUGAGCUGUUUCUGCAUGAUGAUGAUGAUGAUGAUGAUGAAUUAGAUCUACAAUAUCUUCCUAAAGCUGCUAACUACAGGAGUCGUGAAGGAAAAAAACAUGGUGCAUGCUUCUUCACAGAUCAACUAAUGCCGAUCAACCAUGAACAAAGGAAAAGAAAGGAAAACUAUGACCAAAAAGAAGCCUUCAUCACAUGGAUAUGGGUCCAAUUCAUUCGUUAGAGCUUCUUUUUCUCCCAGGUUUUGCCAGAGCAGUACACUGGCUUCAAUUUGGUGUUUGAUCAGUUCUCACAAUUUUUGCCCCAACCAUUUCCUUUCCAAAUUGCUAGACAAAGCCAAACUCCCCCCCCCCCCUGUUUUGGACUCUGUGCUUAUAAGUGGAACAGCAGUUCACAGAUCAAAGGAAAGGGGUGCACUGGAAACUGCAAUCCAUCAAGCUCAGAACCUGAGGCCAUGGAGUGAUUGAUGCGGCAACUCCAGUUCGAUACAGUUGUACCCAAGGCUGGUUGUGGAUGCAAAACCAGUAGAGGAUUGUAUGAUUGGGGUGGUCAAAGGACCUCAUCAUUCUCAUUGGUGAUGCAAAGGCCUUUUAGACCUCUCUGCUUUUUCUUCUUUGUUGAGGAAGAAAUAUGACUCACGAGUUCUACAAAGAUUAAGGCAACAUUAAAUGUUAAUGAAUACUAAUGUUAUUGAUUGCAUUUACAUAUAUACUCUUCAUUUCUCCAGCAUAUUUUGUUUCUUGGUUUCUUCUUCUUCCUCCUCCUGUCCCUCUCUCUCUCUCUCUUUGCCUCUCUUGUCCUGUUUCUGCCAACCUCUUAUAAAUAGAUGCAGGAGGUUCGUUAACCCUCCCUACUUCCACCACCUUUUCUCCUUCACUCUCUUAGGCUCAGAAGGAAACUAGUAAGACACUGUUCUCCUAUAUGGUCAUAUAAUUCACAGGGUAAAGAGGGACAGGGUUGAAGACAUCCACACAGAGAGAGAGAGAGAGAGAGAGAGUGGGGUGUGUGUGUGUGUGUUGGUUUCGAGGAGCAGAAAAGAAGAACAGGAGAGAGGGAGAGGGAGGAUGGGGAGACGGGAAUAUGGAGGAGGGGGGAACGCGAUGGCGGCGGCGGCGGCAGCAACAGGGUUGCCCGGGUGGCUGGGCCGGCUGGUGGAGGAGAGCUUCUUCGUGGGGUGCGGGACCCAUGAGAGCCGGAAGAAGAACGAGAAGAACAUCUUCUGCCUCGACUGCUGCACCAGCAUCUGCACCCACUGCGCGCCAGCCCACUCUUCCCACCCCCUCCUCCAGGUGAGGAGGUACGUGUACAACGAUGUGGUUCGAUUGGAUGAUCUUGAGAAGCUUAUAGACUGCUCCUAUGUUCAGCCAUACACCAUUAACAGUGCCAAGGUGGUCUUCCUGAAGCCAAGACCUCAAUCGAGGCCCUUCAAGGGCUCUGGGAACAUCUGCCUGACCUGUGACAGGAUCCUUCAGGAGCCCUUCCACUUCUGCUCCCUCUCCUGCAAGGUGGAUCAUGUUCUGCUACAAGGUGAGGACCUGUCGAGCAUACUGUUCAGGUUCAACGAGUCAGACUUCGCCUUCUCCACCUUCGAGAAUCUGCGGAUGGACAGCUCCGAUCUGAUCGACGACGACGGCCAGGUGACCACCCCGAGCUCGAUCCUGGAAGACCCGGUGCAGUACGACGGCUGCUCGGCCUCGAGCAACUCGGGCAAGCAGGGGGGCGGCUCCGAGGCGCCCAAGAAGAAGAAGAAGGGCGGCGGCUUCUUCCCUCAGAUCGUCCUCUCCCUGAGCAACAGGAGGAAGGGAGCUCCCCACCGAUCUCCCCUCUCCUAAUGUUCGCCGUCGCAACAAACCUCUUUCCUAAUCCGUGCUGCUUAUAGUUCUGGUGUCCGUAGCUGCUCCGCGGAGGGAGCUCCUGAGCAUUUCCAUUGCUGAGUAGGUGAGCGGAGUGUGGAUGAGGUUUCAGGCCUCACUGUGUUCGCCAAUUUUGUUUGAUGUGGUGGGAAUGCAUACUUCUAUAUCUGCUACCUUCAUAUAUAUUAUAUAUAUGUCGAGCCUGUGCUUUGUCUCUA